AUGGCGGCUUCAUCUCAGAACGGUCUUCAAGAUCCAUUUCCACCUCGAUCAUCUACACAGCUUGUGCCGCUCCCCGAACAGCUGCCUAUGAUACUAGUGGACCAAGAUCAAAAAACCAUUAAUUACAAGCAGUUCAGCUUCCUCUCAGUCGAAUUGGAUCCUAGUUUACCGUGGGGACGAGUCUCGAUGGAUCAGAGCUUCUUCGACCGUCUCAUUCUGGAGAAGUAUCCCUUCAAUCACCGCAAACUUCAUCCAGACGGUAGUGUGUCACUGGAAUUUGCGGGUCCAUUGGAACUUCCCAGACCUCCCGCUUCGAUGAAUUUUUCAAAACCUUAUCUCACACCAAUUUCUUCGAGACCAGGUUCACCCUCGCACGAAAGUCCGAAACUUGUCCCUAGCGGUUGUGGUCCUCUUACCCCUCCCGGAUCAUCUUCGUCAGGUUCCUCCAAUCCGGCUUCUCCACAAAAAGUUCAAGAUUUGUCUUCUCAAGGCCUAAAUUCCGUCAGGGUGUUGCCCCCAUCUUCCCCGGCCCCCCUGGUACACAAUCUUGCCACCCGCAUUGCUGUGCAUAAUCCAGAUUUCCGUCACGCUAUCACAUCGCAUACCUUGCAUAUCAAGUGCACCAAAUACAUACACCAAGGACAUCUCUGGGACGUAUAUGGAGGCGAAAUGCAUCUCGCUGAUGGGUCAGGACUAACAGUUCCAAUCGUUCUCAAAGCCAUGUGUCCAGAUACCUUUCUCGACGAUUCCGCAUCAGAUAACUCUGGGUAUUUUUCCGAUGAAGAUUUCACUCACAACGUUGCAAAAGCAGCUGUGUUACAUGAAGAUUUUCUUUUUCGAGAACGUCUCAACAAGAUGGAAUCAGGAAUUGUACCAGAAUACUACGGCUUAUUUGUCUGGGAAGAGGAUGGAGAACCCUGGUUAUAUGUCAUGAUAAUGGAGGAUGUCGGGGAAAAGGUCGACCCUAUCGAAUGCCUGUAUCGCUUGCCUUUCGCAGAACGGUGA
Molecule: messenger RNA, 1005 nt
Organism: Kwoniella shivajii
Lineage: Eukaryota; Fungi; Basidiomycota; Tremellomycetes; Tremellales; Cryptococcaceae
Exons: 1
Coding region: 1-1005 (334 amino acids)
Source: RefSeq, a predicted model, not a curated record